UAGAGAGUAGUGCUUGCUAUAAUUUGGUGUCUUUGAAAGUAGCAAGUCUUUAGUUUGAAGAGUACUCCGAUCGAGACAUGCAUUGAUUAUAGUAGCGACGCUCACCCGCUUGGUGCUAUCAUUUUAUUUGUUUUGAUUUUUGAAUCAAAACAAACUAAGUUCUAAAACCUUUUGCAAUAUUCCAUGAAAUAAUACAUUUGAAACUGUUCAACUUUGUAUGUACUUAAUAAACGCAUUUAUGCAUGUUGAAAGUAGUAGCUGAGUAGAAAACACAGAGAUAAACACAUGCAAGUCACUGCAAUUGCACUGCCUGAAAUCAACAUCACUAGUUACUACUACUAGGCCUAUAAUGAAUUAAAUAUCAUCAUUGUCACACUAUUAACUUCUUAAAUUCAAUUAAUGUAUGAAAGAUAAAGAAGAGUCAUGUUUUUAAUGCCAUCCUCUUUGUCUUUAUUCACUUUGUUUUCUUUCCCUUUUAAAAGCCCUUCUCUCUCUCUCCUUCUUUCUCUAUCUCACACUCACAAAAGUGUCUCCCUUAUUUUCAGGCACUUACAAAAAAUUAAAAUCAAAAAGCCAUUUUUAAGUCGAAAGACGGUCUCUUCCAACCAGAAGCAACUUAACUCAUGUCUUCUCCUUCUUCCUCGUUACUUCUUGUUUCUCUCCUCUCCCUCUUCCUCAACGCCUCACUCGCAGACAAUGAUCGUUACAACACCACGGCGGUCGUGAUAAUGAACCCAACAACACCACCGCCUCUCCCGCCGCCUUCUCCACUUCAACGGCAUAACGUCACUUCCUCUUUCAUGCCCGGAAUCGCCGUAGUCAUCGCUGUCCUCACCGCCGUCUUCUCCCUCACGUUCUUGAUCCUCCUCUACGUCAAACACUGCAAACGACGCAACGGAUACGUCAACGAUACGCAGCGUUUCGCAACGUCAAGAUACUACGGAGGAGGAGGUUACGGUGGAGGCGGAGUAGGGAGGAAAACCUCCGGUAUAGACCGGUCUGUGAUCGAAUCUUUACCGGUUUUCCGGUUUGGUGCACUGAGCGGUCACAAGGAAGGGCUAGAGUGCGCCGUGUGCUUGGCCCGGUUCGAACCGACGGAAGUCUUGAGGCUAUUGCCGAAAUGCAAACACGCUUUCCACGUAGAGUGCGUUGACACGUGGCUAGACGCGCACUCCACUUGCCCGCUUUGCCGUUACCGGGUCGACCCGGAAGAUAUCCUCUUGAUCAGUGAUUGCAACUCGUGGUUCGAGCUCCGUUUAUCUAAUAACCGUCGAGAAGAAUCUAAUAAUAAUAAUAAUAAUACCGGUUCGACCCGGUUUGAUUUCGUGAGUCGUAUCUCCGGUCGGCAUUCAUCGGCCGGAGAACGCGCGAGUCGACUCAACGAAGUUAGAACGUCUUCUUCGUCAAAAUCGAUUCCCAUUUCGAUUAGGAGGUCGCUCGAUAGCUCUCUGAGGAUCAACGACGGCGAGGAGAAAACGGACUCCGUCGCUGUCGCCGUCGGGUGUUUCGAUCGGAAUCAACAGAGGAAAGACGGAUUGUUGCUUAAUUCGAACCGGGAAAGCUUCGAGGCGAGGUUCGAGCACCGGAUAAUAAUCUCCGGCGGGAAUCGAGAUCAGAGAUGGAGCGAGGUGAGGCCGGCGGAUCUUCUUUACCUGCGAUCGGAGAUGAUACUGAGUGAUUGCCGGAAGCUAGCUGCGGCGGAGGAUGGCAGAGAGGUGAUUGGUGGGAGAAGCGUGUCGGAGUUAACGAGCAUUGAUAGACGGAGGAGAUGGGGAGGAGAGCCGAGACAACGACAAGCCACGGCGGUGAUCUCGAGAUGGCUCGCUUGGUCCCACCGUCCCUCCGCUUCCAGCGCUGUUUAAAAUACUAUAUUUUUUUAGGUCCUUUUAGUUUUGAUUUAUAACAUUUUUGGCCGGAUUAGUUUUGUUUGAUACAGUAACAUUUUGGCCUAAAAUUAAUUUACUCUUUAGCUAUAGAGAAGAGAGGAGGCAAGCCAACAAUGGUUCAGGUAGGGCGAAUUAAAAAAAAUAUCCUGAUUUUUGGUAAGUAUUAUAGAUGCACGAGUGCAAGCAAACACAAAACCUUUUUUUUUGGUAUUCUUAAUUUUGUGGAAAAUUAUAAGGAAAGGGAAAGGUUUGAGUUUUAAAUUAAUGUCUUGGUGUAAUAAAUGGCGAGUAUUGGGGAUCUGAUAGCUAAGUUAAUUUAUUUUGCAUAAGUGUCUCUUGUUGUCUUUUUAUACGUUGGAGAGUUUGAAACUCACAACACUGAAAUGUUUCACAACACUGAAAUGUUAUGUACUUGCAUGACAUUUUAUUAAUGAGUUUAUUACUGUUAA
Brassica napus (rape) is the source of this 2335-nucleotide messenger RNA. RefSeq names its product RING-H2 finger protein ATL43. The record is from RefSeq and is a predicted model, not a curated record. The coding region runs from base 624 to 1862 and encodes 412 amino acids. Lineage: Eukaryota; Viridiplantae; Streptophyta; Magnoliopsida; Brassicales; Brassicaceae. The transcript has a single exon.